AUGCAGUCCGUGCCAUUACUGCUCAGGCGGCCCCUCCGAUCGAGUCUCAUUCUCUCGAGAAGCUCGCCGUCGCUACGAACUCAGCUCCCGCCGUCCGCACGCCCGAAAGCUCUUCAUGCUGGCAGAGAGACCACGCGGAACUUUUCGGUCUGUCUACAAUGUCAAUUUCGGAAACAGUCUACUCUCUACUCGUCCAGUGAGACGGACAAAUUGAAAGACGUGAAGGCUGCUGGAGAGACGAAGGAGGCGGUGCUUCCGGAGGGGAUCCCACGGCCAGAUGCGGAUGCGGAGGCUCAACGGACGACCCCCUUCGCUGAGGAGGGAACCGUCAAUACACAGAGUCAAAUAAAAGAUGGAGAGAAAGACUUAAAUCCAGAUGGUGCAGAAAGUGGUGGUCUCCCAUCCUACAUAGAGAGCCGCAGGUCAAAGUAUUCCAAGCAAUUCACUGAGAUGAUGGAUAACCUCCAAUCCAAUGUUUUUGUGGCGGGCCAGCGAUUGAAUGACCUGACCGGGUAUUCUUCUAUCGAGGCACUCAAGAAAGAGAUUCAUUUUCAAGAGGAACGACUCCGAACUGCCCGGAAUCACAUCCGCGAAGCCAAAGAUGCCUACGCUGCUGCUAUAAACCGACGCUCGACAUCACAGCGUGAAGUAAACGAUUUGCUCCAGCGUAAGCAUGCAUGGUCUCCCUCCGACCUGGAGCGAUUCACCCACCUCUACCGCAAUGACCACACAAACGAGGUUGCCGAGAACGAGACACAGGAGGCCUUGUCCGCGGCGGAACGUGAGGCGGAAGAGGCUUCGGCAUCGCUGAGCAAGAGCAUCUUGUCGCGUUACCAUGAAGAGCAGGUUUGGUCGGACAAGAUCCGUCGCAUGAGUACCUGGGGUACAUGGGGCUUGAUGGGCAUGAACGUUCUACUUUUUCUGAUUUUCCAGAUCGCAGUGGAACCGUGGCGCCGGAAAAGACUGGUCAAGGGCUUUGAAGAGAAGGUUAUCGAAGCCAUCGAGAAGGAAAAGGUCUUGCAACAAACCGAGACUGUCGAUGGCCAGAGUGGCUUGGCCGAAGACUCCUCCAUCCCAAUCACUUCUGAAACGUCUGCUGCCAACGAAGCCGCAGCAAACGACGCUUACGCUUUCAUUGUGUCCGAGACACAAGGAACGACAGACCCUAAUACUAUCACCCCCGAUCCUUUACCCGCUACAGCGACCACCGCCAUAAACAAGAACACUAUACACUGCAUCCAAGAAACCUGUUCUCGAACGUUGAACGAUCUUCUCAGCGAUCGUAGAAUCGUCACCACCCAGCGGGAUCUCACCACCGUUGCUGUUCAAAGUGCUGCAGCUGGUGCUGCGGUUAUGGGCCUGCUGAUUGCUCUCGUUCGACCACGGUGA
Molecule: messenger RNA, 1389 nt
Organism: Aspergillus wentii DTO 134E9
Lineage: Eukaryota; Fungi; Ascomycota; Eurotiomycetes; Eurotiales; Aspergillaceae
Gene: she9
Product: putative mitochondrion biogenesis protein (She9)
Exons: 2
Coding region: 1-1389 (462 amino acids)
Biological process (GO): inner mitochondrial membrane organization
Cellular component (GO): mitochondrial inner membrane
Source: RefSeq, a predicted model, not a curated record